CAUCACCGUCGAUGUUGAGGUAUAUCUGUGCCAGGGGUACAUGCGCGAGAGUCUGCGGCGCCUGGCGUCCGACGACGGCAUGGCGGCGCGCCUCAACGCCGGCAGGGUGCGCGUCGAGCUGCUGACAGGGGAGCACAUCACCGUCGAUGUUGAGAGAAAAGCGACCGGAGCCGACCUGCUGGACAAAGUGUGCGAAGUGCUGGAUGUAAUGGAAACAGAUUACUUCGGUCUGCUGCACGUGCAGCGAGGGGACCCGCGCGUGUGGGUGGACUUGAGGAGACGAUUGUCUAAGACCUUUAGAAACGAGCCGUGGGACGUGCGGUUUGCAGGCAAGUUCUACCCGCCGGAGCCGUCGGAGCUGAGGGACGAGCAGGCGCGCUACCAGCUCGGCCUCGCUGUCAGAAGAGAUCUCAUGGAAGGUCGGUUAACGUGCUCCAACAUCACGUACGCGCUGCUGGCGUCGUACGUGCUGCAGUCGGAGCUGGGCGACCGCGAGGCGCGCGUCAGCACCAGCGUCAUCGCCGCGCACGACGCCGUGCCGCUGCACGUGCUCACGCCUGAUCUGGAGGAGAAGAUCGACGAGCUGUAUAGGAAACACAAAGGUCAGACGCCAGCAGAAGCGGAGCUGAACUACCUCGAGAACGCCAAGAAGUUAGCGCUGUACGGGGCGGAGGUGCACAAGGUCAAAGACUGCGACGACGUGGACAUCUCGCUGGCGGUGUGCGCCGCCGGAGUCGCCGUCGUCAGAGACGGGCUCGUGAUGAACCGCUUCCCGUGGGCCAAGAUCCUGAAGAUCAGCUACCACAAGCGCGAGUUCUUCCUGCGCCUGCGCCCGAGCGAGUUCGACGAGUUCGAGACGCAGCUCGGCUUCCGCCUGCCGUCCAGCCGCGCCAGCAAGCGGCUCUGGCGCUGCAGCGUGGAGCUGCACAUGUUCUUCAGACGCGAGGCGCCGGUGAGGGUGGAGCGCAUAUCGGGCUUUCCGCGCCUGGGCUCACGGCGCGUGUCAUGUCGGCGCACGCUGAGGCAGCUGCGUGCCGCGCCGCGCGGCGUUACGGUACGCGCCAGCUAGCUAGCAGCCAGACAGCGACGCGUACCAGUACGCGCCACCUGCGCCCUAUAGCUGUUUCGAAUAUUGGUUUACAUCAGCAGUGACUUAAUAUGAGAUAUACCUACUAUGCAUCCCUGCAAUUUAGAUGCACCAGUCUAGAAUUUCAAAAACAGUGUGUAGUAAACAACUUAGGUAUAGUGUAAAAUUUGCGAGAGCGAAUAUUACGUUAUUCAUACAUUAGGUACCUACUGCCCCCUCUCAUUCUGAGACUCGUGCUCAGCAAUGAGCCAAAUAUGGGUUGUUAAUGAUGAUAAUGACGUACCUACUAUACCUCACUAAAUGGACAUUUUUUCGUAUCAAAUUAUUAAAAAUGUAACCUGAUUAGUGCUACUCUAUUAGAUACAUUAUAAUAAUAUUAUUAGCAGCACAAUUAUAAUAAGAAUCCACAUUAAUAUAUAUUUUAAUUGCGAUAGUCCACGAGUAUGCUAUAAGAUUGCAUGACAUAAAAUCUAAUACACAAGUGCCAUUAAAUUAAUUAUUUGUAAUAGUUUAGUUAGUCAGUAAAUAGUAAUAUCUAGGUUUCAGAAUAAAAGUAGUACAUAGAAAGAAAGGAAGAUAAA
Molecule: messenger RNA, 1668 nt
Organism: Bicyclus anynana (squinting bush brown)
Lineage: Eukaryota; Metazoa; Arthropoda; Insecta; Lepidoptera; Nymphalidae
Product: protein 4.1 homolog
Exons: 7
Coding region: 41-1069 (342 amino acids)
Cellular component (GO): cytoskeleton; plasma membrane
Molecular function (GO): cytoskeletal protein binding
Source: RefSeq, a predicted model, not a curated record